AGGCGGCGGUCAAAGCUCCGUCGUGUCAUUGCGACUCAAAAAACUUCCCCUCUCCCUCUCUUUCUUUCCUCCAUCCUCCUCAAAAUGCUGGCCAUUUCUCGUCCCCUGACUCGUGUGACGACCAGCUCUGUUCGCCGGGCCGCGUGCGUCUCGACGUGGUCGACCGUUCCCGCUGGUCCUCCCGAUCCUAUCUUAGGUGUAACGGAGGCUUUCAAGGCCGACAAGGAUCCGAGGAAGAUCAACCUUGGUGUCGGCGCGUACAGGGACGAUAAGGGAAAGCCUUAUGUACUCAACUGCGUGAAGAAGGCCGAGGAGAUCUUGACUACGUCGAACCCGGACAAAGAGUACCUUCCCAUCGCCGGUCUUCCCGAGUUCACGAAAAACGCUGCCAAAUUGGCCUAUGGCGCCGACAGCGCACCGUUUGCGUCCAACUCUGUUGCCGUAGUCCAGUCCAUCUCCGGGACCGGUGCCCUCCGGAUCGGCGGUGCUUUCCUUGCUCGGUUCUACCCGCAUAGCAAGACCAUCUACUUGCCAACUCCCAGUUGGGGCAACCACACGCCCAUCUUCAGGGACUCUGGCCUCGAGGUCAAGAACUAUCGUUAUUUCGACAAGAAGACCGUUGGUUUAGACUUUACAGGUCUGAAGGAGGACUUGAAGAAUGUCCCGGAGAAAUCCAUCGUCCUUCUGCACGCUUGCGCCCACAACCCCACCGGUGUUGACCCCACUCCCGAGCAAUGGAAGGAAAUCUCCGACAUCUUCAAGGAGAAGCAACUCUUCCCAUUCUUCGACAUGGCCUACCAAGGCUUCGCCUCCGGUGACACUACCCGCGACGCUUUCGCCGUCAGGUAUUUCGUCGAGCAGGGCCACCAGAUCGCGCUCUCUCAGUCGUUCGCCAAGAACAUGGGGCUGUACGGCGAGCGUGUCGGCGCGUUCUCUUUGGUUACCGAGAGCCCCGAGGAGAAGGCCCGCGUGGAAAGUCAGUUGAAGAUCGUGAUCCGACCGAUGUACUCCAACCCGCCGCUGCACGGCGCCAGGAUCGCCAACACGAUCCUGAGCGACUCGGCGCUUUACGGCGAGUGGGAGAAGGAGGUGAAGGGCAUGGCUGACCGGAUCAUCUCCAUGAGGGAGAAGCUGUACAACAUGCUCAGCGGCGAUUUGAAGACGCCAGGAGAGUGGAGCCACAUCAAGAGCCAGAUUGGCAUGUUCAGUUUCACUGGCCUGCAGCCUGCCCAGACCAAGGCUCUGGCGGAGAAGGCCCACAUCUACAUGACCGCCGACGGGCGUAUCUCCAUGGCCGGCUUGAACGGUGGUAACAUCGAGUACUUUGCCGAGAGCGUGAACAAGGCUGUCAGAGGUGACCUGUAAUUUCUGGAUGUUGUAAUGUUGGUCAUCGGCAUAUCGUGUAUUUAUGAGAUUUGAAUGACAUCUUUGGAGGCUUUUGGAAUAUACU
Molecule: messenger RNA, 1450 nt
Organism: Gloeophyllum trabeum ATCC 11539
Lineage: Eukaryota; Fungi; Basidiomycota; Agaricomycetes; Gloeophyllales; Gloeophyllaceae
Exons: 6
Coding region: 85-1365 (426 amino acids)
Biological process (GO): L-aspartate catabolic process; biosynthetic process
Cellular component (GO): mitochondrion
Molecular function (GO): pyridoxal phosphate binding; L-aspartate:2-oxoglutarate transaminase activity
Source: RefSeq, a predicted model, not a curated record